AUGUCCUCUGUGGUCACAGAGGUCACAUUCCUGUGGGAAAAUCGCUUUGAAACUGCCGAACUGGGAUCCUGGGCCUCACUCCGCAGGCCUCGGAGCGGGCGUCAGAGCCAGGUUUUGCAGUCCUCUCGCCUCAGCUGCGGCCCCGCGACCACAAUUCCAGGUGCCCGCCAGGACCCUUCGAGCCCCGACAGCCCGGAAGCGCCUGACCACGCCUACCCACUGCGCCUGCGCGAGGCGCCCCCUCCGGCGAGCGGGGAGACUGGCGCUGGGCGGGCCGAGAGGCUCGUCGCGCCUGCGCGAAGGCCCCGGGGAGCAGCGUCGUUACUUUCCAAACGACUGGCGGGAACCGUUGGAGGCCGUGCGGUCGCCGUCUGGUCUGCCGGGCAGCAGCGCGCUCCCUCGUCCCUAGGCCUGGCCGUGGCGCCGCAGCUCUCCCGCGAGCAGAGGCGGAAAUCGUGGCCCAGUUCUUCUGAAGACCAAAAUGAUCUUUUGUACUGCAAGGUGCUAACACUUGAUAUAGAUGAAAAUCUACAUAAACCAGCAUAUCUCUCUGCAACAGAGGAAUUAAGCAGAUUCUUACAGGUUGAAAUGUUUAAAUAUGUCUUCAGAACACUCAUGGGAGAAACAGUAGCUCUGUCACAUUUUUAGCAACAAAACACUUAAAAGAAUAGCUGUCCAACAAAACUAAACCUGCUUGUGAAGUCCACUAGAGUUGAUCCCAUCCUAAAUUACUUGGCUACAUUAGUACAUUCGUAUAAAAAAGAGCAAAACAUAAC
Messenger RNA from Canis lupus familiaris (dog), 776 nucleotides. RefSeq lists its product as uncharacterized. The transcript has 4 exons. Bases 1 to 648 code for a protein of 215 amino acids. NCBI's taxonomy places the organism in Eukaryota, Metazoa, Chordata, Mammalia, Carnivora, Canidae. The record is from RefSeq and is a predicted model, not a curated record.